AUGUCGGAAGACUCUGUCACCUUAGGCAAGCGCAAGGAAAGAAAUGUAGAUGAAGACAGGCCGGUUGGGUCCACGCUUUUCGUCUCAAACCUCCCGUACUCCAUAACAUCGACGGACUUGAAAACACUGUUCUCUGACUAUGCGCCCGUGCGGUCGGCGUUCGUGGUACUGGAGAACAACGUCUCGAAGGGUGUCGGAUAUGUCUCGUUUGCAAUCAAGGAAGAUGCAGCAACAACUUUGGAGACCAUUGAAAACGACGGGCUGGAAUUAAAUGGCCGAAAGCUUCGAGUGCAAAUGGCAGACCGUAAGUCCAAGGAUGGCUCGGACAAAAAGGUCAAGAGCGAGCGCCAUACACCAGUAGUUGCCCAUGCCCAUGCCCCUCGUACAAAACUUGAGAAAGAUCCGGAUGCUAUUCGGACAAUCGUCAUCUCGGGACUGCCAUCCUCAAUCGACAAGAAGACGCUUUGGAAGAAAGUGCGAAAGCUUGAGGGUGCUGAGAACGUAGAACUUGUUGAAGAAUCCGGCAUAGCUCAUGCCCGCUUUUCGACCCCUUCGAACGCCUCACAUGCUGUUGAGAAACUGCAUGCUCAUGUCUUUAAGGGCAUUAUUCUUUCCGUGACUUUGAAGAAGCGCCUCGAAAACUUGACGAAGACAACUCUCAAGCUGGAAAAUAACGACAAGUCCGUCACGCCAAGUCGAGCAAGCAGACUGAUUGUACGCAAUGUACCUUGGAAUAUCAGCGAGAACGAUCUUCGUUCACUUUUUUUGCCAUUCGGACCUGUCUAUUCCAUCGACAUACCCAUGGACAAAACGACGAAUUGUGAGGAUUCGAAGAGCGAAAGCACCAAGACGCGCGCGAAGGGUUUUGCAUUCGUAUGGUUCUUCUCGAAAAAAGAUGCAGAGCACGCGAUAGCUGGUGUCAAUGGUCGUGCAGUCGAAGCCGGUUCAAUUGUUGCUCCAACAAUGAACAAAAAGGAGCGCCAAAGGUUACGAAGAGAACUCCGGAAGAAGAAAUCUGAAGCAGGAGAUAGGGAAACUGCUGAAGGUGGCGAUAAAUCAGAUGUCGAUGACCAAAGAGAAGAUGACGUGGACAAAGGCAUUGAAACACACGGGUCAGCGCGAAUACUAGCUGUUGACUGGGCUCUGAGCAAAUCCAAGUGGGAAGAAGCAAAAGCAAAAGUGUUGAGCGAUCAAUCCAAAGAGACUGCUGACGAUAACGAAGGACUGGACUCGGAAUUAUCAGAUGAGGACGAGAUCAGUGGAGAAACAGCUGAUAGUGAUGAAGGUGGCAAUGAGGACGAUGAGGAUGAACGUUCCGAAGCGGAAGUGGCAAUUAAACCAAUACUUCCCCAAACAGACGUCGGCACAACAAUAUUCGUGCGUAAUGUACCUUUUGAUGCCACAGAGGACGAGCUUCGUAUCUUGUUUCGUGCAUUUGGGCCUUUACGCUAUGCGCGUAUUACUAUGGACUCGGAUACAGGCCGCUCACGUGGGACAGGUUUCGUCUGCUUCUGGAACAAGGAGGACGCGGACAAGGCAAUUCACCAGAGCGAACUGCUCAGUCGCGAGACUGGUACUGCCUCCCCGAAGAAGAACCCGUUUUCAUUACCCUCACUACUCACACCAGAUCCUUCGUCAUCGUUAGCGCAGUCACUUGUUUUACAUGGACGUACUCUAGAUGUCUCUAGAGCAGUAACUCGUGAUGCAGCAGUGCGGUUGAAGGACGAGGGAGAACGACAACGGGAGAAAGCGGACAAGCGGAAUCUAUACCUUCUCCGCGAGGGUGUCAUAUUCCCUGGCACACCCGCCGAGGCAACUUUAGGCCCUGGUGAGAUUGAGAAGCGCACUGCGUCAUACAAUGCCCGUCGGGCACUGUUGAAAUCAAAUCCGUCUCUUUAUGUGUCGAAAACACGUCUAUCGAUACGCCAAUUGCCAUUGUUUGUCUCCGAGCGUGCUCUCAAACGCCUUGGUAUCCACGCAAUGCGAGCUUUUGAGGAAGAGGUCAAGCAAGGAGAACGCCAGCCUUUGUCCGCUGACGAGCUACGUGCGGAAGAGGAUAUUCACGCCCAAAACGAAGGCAGUGAAAUAUGUACCGAAAAUAAAGUGAAUAGACGUAAAGCAAAGAAGGGGGAAAGGGACACGGGUAUUAAGCAGGCCAAGGUCGUGAGGCAGUCAGAUCGUGUCGACGCUUUGACAGGUAAAGGCCGGAGUCGAGGCUAUGGCUUUUUGGAAACGAAUGAACAUAGUGACGCACUCCGUGUAUUGAGAUGGGCAAACAACAACCCGUUGGUGGGUCCACUCAUGGAAGGCUGGUGGAAGAGCGAGGUAGAGGACCUCAUAAAAACUCUUGAGAGAUCCAUGCCGAAAGAUGACGAUGAGCGCGAGAACGUUGAAGCGCGUGUACGCCGUCUGAAGAAUGAACUUGAACAGUUGAAGUCUGGCGAACGUCGCAAAGGCAGGAAAACGCUGAUUGUGGAAUUCUCCAUUGAAAAUGCUCAGGUAGUGAAUAGACGUAAGGACAAGAUGGAGGGCGAGAAAUCGGCAACGAAGCGGACGCGCUCUGCGCCCGACAAUGAACUUGAUGAGGAUCACAAUUCUGCAGACAUGAGACCAUCUAAAAGGCAGAAGGUGGAGAAGCGCUCAGGGUCCACAAGGACAUCGAAUGCGGAGGGCGAGAAGACAACCGGAAAAGAUGCCAGGCCAAAAAAUGCGAUUAGGAGCAUCAUUGGUCGUAAAAGGAAGAUGCGAAAGACAAAAGCAAAGGCCUAA
This is a messenger RNA of Fomitiporia mediterranea MF3/22, 2769 nucleotides long. RefSeq names its product RNA-binding domain-containing protein. Bases 1 to 2769 code for a protein of 922 amino acids. The record is from RefSeq and is a predicted model, not a curated record. NCBI's taxonomy places the organism in Eukaryota, Fungi, Basidiomycota, Agaricomycetes, Hymenochaetales, Hymenochaetaceae. Gene Ontology annotation, molecular function: RNA binding. The transcript is spliced from 7 exons.